Messenger RNA from Abrus precatorius (Indian licorice), 1811 nucleotides. RefSeq lists its product as uncharacterized. Gene Ontology annotation, biological process: rRNA processing. Bases 92 to 1576 code for a protein of 494 amino acids. The record is from RefSeq and is a predicted model, not a curated record. Gene Ontology annotation, cellular component: nucleus. NCBI's taxonomy places the organism in Eukaryota, Viridiplantae, Streptophyta, Magnoliopsida, Fabales, Fabaceae. The transcript is spliced from 16 exons. Gene Ontology annotation, molecular function: protein binding; heme binding.
AUUUAACCUUAAACCACUAACCCUGUCUCAGCUCUAAACACUCAACUCUGCUGGAAGCUGCCAUAGCUUGCACUGUACUCGUCUAUCAAAGAUGAUUACGGCGAUUUCGUGGGUACCGAAAGGGGUUGCAAAGUCAGAACCUCUUGUGGCUGACCCUCCCUCUAAGGACGAUGUUGAAGAGUUCAUCACCGCUCAUGCAAGGUCCUUUUCAUUUUGGAUUCUAUUCGCAACAACUCUCUUAUCAAACAAUGAUGAUGAAGAUGAAGUGGACCCUGAUGCCAAUAAACACGGCAACGAAGUUGCCCAGGCAUUAACCGUAGCAGACGCAAUUGGAAAAGCUUCCGCAGAAGAAUAUGACAACGUAACCCGUGCCUUGAAGGACCUUGACAUGGAACAUUACGACGAUGAGGACGAAGGGGUUGAGUUAUUCAGUUCGGGGAUUGGUGAUCUUUAUUAUCCAAGUAACGAAAUGGAUCCGUAUAUCAAAGAUAAGAAUGAAGAUGAGUCUGAAGAACUCGAGGAUAUGAUCAUUACUCCGACCGAUUCUAUCAUUGUUUGUGCCCGUAAUGAGGAUAAUGUCAGUUUUCUUGAUGUUUGGAUACUCGAGGAUGCAAAUUCUAGCGAGAUGAACAUGUAUAUUCACCAUGAUAUCAUAAUUCCAGCAUAUCCGCUCUGCACAGCUUGGCUCGAUUGCCCUCUUAAAGGAGGGGAAAGAGGGAACUUCUUAGCUGUUGGUUCAAUGGAACCUUCCAUAGAAAUAUGGGACCUUGAUGUUAUUGACGAGGUACAGCCAUGUGUGGUUUUGGGUGGCAUUACAGAGAAAAAGAAAAAGGGAAAAAAGAAAUCUGUCAAAUACAAAGAUGGCAGUCACACUGACUCAGUACUUGGUCUUGCUUGGAACAAGGAGUACAGGAAUAUACUAGCAAGUGCUAGUGCUGACAAGCAAGUGAAGGUUUGGGAUGUGGCUGCUGGGAAGUGUGAUAUUACACUGGAGCAUCACUCAGACAAGGUUCAAUCAGUUGCUUGGAAUAACCAUGCACCACAGGUUCUUCUUAGUGGUUCAUUUGACCGUACUGUUGUCUUGAAGGAUGGAAGGAAGCCAUCACAUUCUGGCUACAAGUGGUCAGUCACAGCAGACGUAGAGAGCUUGGCAUGGGAUCCACACACUGGGCAUUCUUUUGUGGUGAGUCUUGAAGAUGGAACUGUCAAGUGUUUUGAUAUUCGGGCUGCCCAAUCUGAUUCCCCAUCUGAGCUGGGUUCUACUUUUACACUUCAUGCACAUGACAAAGCUGUUACUUCAGUAUCCUAUAAUCCGGCGGCACCUAAUCUUCUAGCUACUGGAUCCAUGGACAAAACGGUAAAACUUUGGGAUUUAUCGAACAACCAACCAUCUUGUGUAGCAUCUAAAUCUCCUGAAGUCGGGGCUAUCUUUUCUGUUUCUUUCUCAGAGGACAACCCGUUCUUGUUGGCAAUAGGAGGCUCAAAGGGAAAAUUACAAGUAUGGGACACCCUAUCUGAUUCUGGCAUCUCUCGUAGAUACGAGAAAAACAUGAGUAGAUCUAAAUCUGGGUCUUGAUACAACGAGUGUCAAAAUUUUGGGACUCGCCCUAAAAUACAAAUGUCUAUCCAUGUCAUUUCUAUUCUCCGUAAGAGGGGAUAUUUGGUUUCUUUUCCUACAUAAUGUCUUCAAUGUUUCUGGUAGUUUAGGAGUAUUUAAAUUGAAUUAACAUUAGUUGUGUAAUAGGUUGAAAGGAUAUAUUAAGGAUGGAUUAAUACAGUUUGAUGUUGUAUUCCUUUUCACAAUCAUUUUA